This is a messenger RNA of Betta splendens (Siamese fighting fish), 7962 nucleotides long. RefSeq names its product ubiquitin carboxyl-terminal hydrolase 15-like. Gene Ontology annotation, molecular function: cysteine-type deubiquitinase activity. The record is from RefSeq and is a predicted model, not a curated record. Gene Ontology annotation, biological process: protein deubiquitination. Bases 3120 to 5615 code for a protein of 831 amino acids. NCBI's taxonomy places the organism in Eukaryota, Metazoa, Chordata, Actinopteri, Anabantiformes, Osphronemidae. The transcript is spliced from 16 exons.
CUUAGUAGUGGGGUGGGUGUGGAUGCCAACAGCCAGAGAUGGAGCUCGGAGGUUUAGCUUAGCACAGAACAUCACAUUAACCUACAUGGAAUUGGCUUUUCAAGUGGUAACGGGAACAAUGAAAUGUGCAUUAACUGUGUGAUUGCUAAAAUUAAGUGACGUCACCCCUGUUUUGACCAGUUUCCACUCAUACCCAGUCACAGCUCUUUCUCUGGCUCUGGUUCAACUGUGAACGCUGUCUCCUUAUGAUGCUGUUUUAACUAUAAGAGCUGAUCGCAGGAAGGGGGAAAGGGGCUUAGGAUGGAUUGAUCUCCUCUAUGACAGCAGUGUUUUCUAUAAAUGGUGCAUGAGUGUCUCUGGGUGCUUUAGUCAGCAUUUAAAUAUAUUGGUUAUUAGUCAUAGUGAUUUUCCUACCUGACCUUCUGAUAGCUGUGGUUACGGCGACAAAAAUAUAGUUAAUGUCAGAAUGAUUAGAACCAAUAAUAUUUGUCAUGACGUUAUCUUUCUGCUUUGUUUCACUCCACAGUCAAUCACAUUUAAAUGAUGACAUGUCAUCAUUAACUAUUGUGUAAUUACAAAUCUGGGACAAGUUUGGCACAGAACGUUCGCAACAGUUUACGCAGGUGUGUCAAAAUAACAUGAACUGAACUUUUGUUAUAUUAAAAUUCAUAAGGAUUUUAAUUAAUUGCAUUAUUCUACUUUGCAUAUAGUUGUAGGAUUCGAUUAUGUAAGUUUCUUUGCAAAUUAGGCAUUUAGGCAAAAUUUGCAGUACAAACAAGAAUAAUUUUGGUGGUUCAGCCCAACUAAUGUUAAUUGUGGUUUCUUUAAAAACAACGCAUGGCUUUUAAUGAUUCCUGCGUUAACGAGGUGAUUCAACACUGUCAAACAUCUGCAAUCUUCCUGCUCAGCCCAGACAUUGAUUUUUGGUAGCAGUGGACAGUCCUGUCUCAAUUCUCAUUGUUGCAAUUAUUAUUAUUAUUAUUAUUAUUAUUAUUAUUAUUAUUAUUAUUAUUAUUAUUAUUAUUAUUAUUAUUAUUAUUAUUGUACAUAUACAGGUUUCCAGUUUCAGAAAGCAGAGGGUAUCACAGGCCACCACCAUACUCCCUUCUGGCACAUAGGCCUGAGAAGUUCUUUCUCCUUAUAGUGUAGGAUUGUUUUCAUAAAUCUUUCCGCUUAGACAUAUUUCUAGCAAUAAAUCAAACCGACACUCAGCAAACCCAUUUGCUUUACCUUAUCAAGCUCUUGAUUAAGUGCACAAGGUGUGGCUGGGACACCACCAGGUUUGCAGGAGGUUGAAUCAUUUUGAGACUGCAGUAGUGGAUAAAAGUUGACUUACUCCAAACAUUAGUCAUGUUGAACUAUUUAAAUUGUCUAUUAAUUGCGCUAUAACUCCUUAUUCCAAAUAAGGAGUUAUUUUGCCUGUAAAGUCAGUUCACAGAAACUGUAGUAAAUAUCCACCAGUCAAAUUUCCUGCUAUGCCAGAAUGACCUGCGGUUCAGUUUUCUAUUAGCUUCCAGUUUCUGUUUAGGAAAAAUGUGACUGUAGCCGGAAUAAUGUUGGCUUGUAAAUUGCAGGCACCCAGAGGCUCAGUCAUUCCUCUGCUAGAGAGCACUGCUCCACUGUGGGCGGAGCUUUCUGCUCUGCUGUUCAGGAGACUUUGCUCUGCCCUUCUUUCCACCUAGUGUGUGAGUGCAUCGCAUCACUUAUUACUACUGGCGUGCAGAAACAAUAGCCACAUGCUCAGUCGAGAAAGAAGGCGAUAUUGAUGGCGAUGGAGGAAGUUGAGGUGACCUGAAGCGACCCUUUCUCCAUCUAUUACAUGCGCAGUGAAGCUCUCUCCAUUAUGUUUUAGUACGUUACCCUACUGGCUUCUGGGUGGGAGCUUGGUUUCACAUUUCCAUUUCUCUGCAUUUUACUAUUUGAUGGCAGCGACAUCAUUUUUUUUUUUUUGCAAACACAUGGGGAAAUUGGAUCUUCAGUCCCAACAGUUCCUGCGUCGCUGAUCUAAUGUAGCGCCAGCGACGUCGCUUCCUCUAAAUUAUGCAUGGGCCCUCUUUUAUCAUAUGAAGUGUGUCUGCAUUACAUAACACUUGUCUUUUUGAUUUUGCGGUUUUGGCCUGGUUGGUUUAACCACAGCAGUGAUGCUCAGUAAUAGCAGUAAGUGUCACUGUGCAGUGUCCCCUGAUUAUUGCAGGCAGACUCUCUCGCUCGCUCGCUCGCUCUCUCUCUCUCUCUCUCUCACUCUCUGUGUCUCUUAGACUCUCGUCUCCCCUGAGCACAUGUUCUGCAGUCUAAGUGACCUUCAGAAUACAUUGAAUCUGUUCCCGCUCCCCUCGUUGCUCUACCCUGUUUUAAAACCCGCCCCUCUUUUCUUUGGACUUUUAUUAUACUUAUUGGGACCCUCCCUUUUUUAAUCCAUGGAAUUUUAAAGAGCAUAUUGGAGAGUCAGGCUUGUGAAUACUGCAGCCUCAGCUGGAUGCAGUGGAUCAGCUGCUGCCUCCAUCCCAAUCUGGUGUCUCCCCCCGCCUUUUUCUACUGUCUGCCCCUCCCCCUUGUUCUGUCGUCCUCUACCUCCCUCCCUCCCUCCCUCCCUUCCGCUCUCCUUCUGAGCACCUCUAGCUUCAGUAGCAGUAGUCUUGAGCAUCCUUGCUGCUGCUGCUGCUGCUAUAAAUAUCUGCUGAUAGCCAUAAGGCAGCAAAGAGCAGCAGGCAGGCCAGAGGGAGGACAGGACAGUGCAGGACAGACGUCUGAGGAAACGGGAUAAAAAGAUGGCACGCAGUCGAGCUCAAAAGAGAAGAGGGGGGGAGAAGACAAGAGUGGAGCUGCUUACUUAGUUCUACGGAACAAAAGAGUGUUUUUUUUUUUUUUUUUUUGGCCUUUGCUGAACCUGUAAGUCAAGUAUAAGCCUGAACGUAAAUACUGAAAUUGAGCUACACUGGGAUAAGUUAAGUGAACAUGGAGCUCAGCGGUGGAUGACUGCAACGGGACUUUCCUUCCUCAGCCUCGAAAAGCAAGGAUUUUCAUGCACCUGAGCCGACCUCAGCCCGAUCUAGGCUCGUGGGCCUUUAGAUUCACCCGGACAUGUGGGCCGGCACGGGCCGGGGCGGGGCUGAGAUGUCAUGCUCCUGUGUUGCUGGUGGUGCCUGAGGCCUGAGGCGGUGGACCUGGACAGCAGGAGGGUUGACCACUGCGUGCUGAACUGCGAGGCCACUGCCUCCACCACCAUCACAGCUCUCGCGCUGCCGUGGGAGCCGGAAACGCUCAGCGAUGGCUUGCAGCCCUCUCAGAGUGUGAAGAAUUCGAGCUAUAGUCUGUCAUCAUACCACCCGUACAACAACAGCUAUGACUACUCGGACCAGAGCAGGCAGAGUGAGCGCUCGGGUCUCUGUGGGCUCUCCAACCUGGGCAACACCUGCUUUAUGAACUCUGCUGUGCAGUGUUUGAGUAAUAUUCCUCCACUCACCGAUUACUUCCUCAAAGACAAGUACACGGACGAGCUGAACGAGGACAACCCGCUGGGAAUGAAAGGCGAGAUCGCCAAAGCCUACGCUGAGCUUAUAAAGCAGCUGUGGUCGGGCAAAUACAGCUACGUUACUCCAAGACCUUUCAAGACCCAGGUGGGCCGCUUUGCACCCCAGUUCUCUGGCUACCAGCAGCAGGACUCUCAUGAGCUGCUGGCCUUCCUCCUGGACGGGCUUCACGAGGACUUGAACCGCAUCAGGAAGAAGCCCUACAUCCAGCUGAAGGAUGCCAACGGAAGGCCCGAUAAAGUGGUGGCGGAGGAGGCGUGGGAGAACCACAUCAAGAGAAACGACUCCAUCAUAGUGGACAUUUUCCACGGCCUUUUCAAGUCCACCCUGGUGUGUCCGGUGUGCGCCAAGGUCUCUGUGACGUUCGACCCCUUCUGCUACUUGACCCUGCCCCUUCCCAUGAAGAAGGAGCGCACCCUGGAGGUCUUUCUAGUCAGACUAGACCCUCUGGCCAAACCCACACAGUACAAGCUAACGGUACCAAAGGUGGGCUACAUUUCUGACCUGUGCACCUCCCUCUCCAUCCUGUCUGGCGUGCCUGCUGAGAAGAUGAUCGUAACGGACAUCUACAAUCACCGGUUCCAUCGGAUCUUCGCCACUAAUGAGAAUCUCAGCAGUAUUAUGGAGAGAGAUGAUAUCUAUGUAUUCGAGGUGGCGGUGAACAGGGUGGAGGAUACGGACCACGUAGUGAUCCCAGUGCACCUGAGGGAGAAGUACAAGCAGUCGGGAUACAACCACACCAGCACGCCGCUGUUCGGGCAGCCCUUCCUCAUCGCUGUCCCCAGGACCCUCAGUGAGGACAAGCUCUACAACAUGCUGCUGCUGCGCCUCUGCCGGUUUGUGCGAUCGCCAGUAGAGGAGGAUGAGGAGGAUUGUGAGGAGACACAAUCAACCAAACAACACACUGUAAAUGGUAAUGCCACUAAUGGACUGCUGGAGGAGGGGUCGCCGAGCGAGAUGGAGACGGACGAGCAGGACGACGAGUCCAGUCAAGACCAAGAGUUACCCUCCGAGAAUGACAACAGCCAGUCGGAGGACUCCGUGGGAGGGGACAACGAGCUGGAGAACGGCGUGGUCGCGCCGCAGAACUCCACCAAAGGCCAGCAGACGACCGGGCACAGCAAAAAGAGACUUUUUACAUUCCAGUUCAAUAACAUGGGCAAAACGGAUUUCUUGCUCAUUAAGGAGGACACCAGGCAGAUUCGCUUUGAUGAGGGACACCUUAGACUCAGUGACCGCUCUUAUCUCUCUUUGGACUGGGAACCGGAGAUCAAGAAGAAGUACUUUGAUGAGACCGUCGUUGAGGACAUUGAUAAGCAUGAGAGCAUGGAGUACAAGCCUCAGAAGAAGGCAUUCUUCAAGCUGAAUGACUGCAUUGAACUGUUCACCACUAAGGAGAAGCUGGGAGCGGAGGAUCCAUGGUACUGUCCGAACUGUAAGCAGCACCAACAGGCCACCAAGAAGCUGGACCUGUGGUCUCUGCCUCCAGUGCUGGUGGUCCACCUCAAACGCUUCUCCUACAGCCGCUACAUGAGGGAUAAACUGGACUCCCUCGUUGACUUCCCGCUCAGAGAUUUGGAUAUGUCAGAGUUUCUGAUCAACCCCAACGCUGGGCCCUGUCGCUAUGACCUCAUUGCUGUAUCCAACCACUAUGGUGGAAUGGGUGGAGGCCACUAUACUGCCUACGCCAAGAACAAAGACGAUGGAAAGUGGUACAACUUUGAUGACAGCAGUGUGUCUCCUGCCAGCGAGGAUCAGAUAGUGUCUAAAGCAGGAUACGUGCUUUUCUACCAGCGGCAGGACACGGUCAAAGGCACAGGCUACUUCGCUCUUGACCGUGAGGAGGAAGAAGAGGAUGAGGAGGAGGAAGGAGAGGAGGAGGAGGAGGAGAACAGUAACAAGGAGAAAAAGACUGCCUCGUCUGCCGCUGGAGCCGCCGCCGCUCAGAGCGACGAGGAGGACCCCAACGAGAACCUGCGCCGGAAGAACGACAACGAGCAGGAAGACGAGGAGGAAGAGGACGAGGAAGAGGAGGAUGAGGAGGAGCAGGCGCCCAAUCAAGACGUCGCCAUGAAAACCAACUGAGGCGAUGAAGGAUAGGAAUAAAAUGGAGAGAAAGACUGGGAUCUUUCCAUCCAAAGCCAUAUGGACACAGCAUGGCAGCGGGCGUCACCCGUCCCCACCCGGCGGCUCAGACUCGGCCGCUCGACAGGCGGAGCCACUGCGGGGGUGUCGGCUGAUGGGUCAGGGAGCUACCGCGGUACUCAACUCUAGGAAAUCAGGGCCCUCCUCUGUGGAUUGACCACUGGUGUGAGCGUGCGUGUGUAUGUGUGCGUGCGUGCGUGCGUGGGUGUGUAUGUGUGCGUGCGUGCGUGCGUGCGUGCGGCCAUGUUCAUUCGUCCAAAACUUGCUCACAGAUCAACACCAGGAUUUAGAGGCUCCAUUUUACACCAGUGCUGUUCUCUGCUUUUUGUGUUGUUUUCUCACGUGUGUGUGUGUAUUAUAUUAUACACACAUCUGAGAGCAGUGGAUUGUUGGCAUAUCAUUUUAGUAUGAUUUCGUAAAUAUUUUAAACACUGGGGUUUUCAUGAUGCGCUGAUUCCUUUGGAUCUUGCACAAUCACUAACCAUCCCCUUUUUUUUUUAAUGUAUUACUACUAUACUGCCAGGCGAUACAGCUGUUUGGCAAUGAAACCUUCUCUCUGUAGGUUUCCUGGCAUCAAAAUGCUGCCCAUGGUCAGCCACGGGUGAGACCGGGUCUGCAGUCUAGACCAGGAGAGGAGAUGCACUUAGUUGUUUUAAUGUCAGACAGACAAAUUGCCUCAGCUUCAGUACUUUCAGUAGUAGCAUUAAUCUCUGCGAUUCAAGGUCCUGCGUCGGCCACCUCUCUCUCUCUCCAGUGAAUUACGGACUAAAACCUCUAGCGAAGCAUGAGCAAAUUCAGUUUAGGCAUCUUUUAGCUGCAGAAAAUCAAUCGGACAAAGCUGUUUCAGAGUUCUCAGCUGUUGAGAUCCAGAAGAUCAGAACAUCAGAACCCACCUCCGAGCACGGGCUUCCUGUGGAUGAAGACCGGUGUAACAUCUCCUGAGCUCCCCCCGCGUAUGCUAACCGUCGUAGUCGUGUUGAAAAGCUUUACCGUGGCUCCACACUGUUCAUAUCCGAGGCGCUACGAGAUUAGGAACGUCAGUGAUUUCUUUGGCAUCAGAUGUGUCGUCUCUUGUUUGGAUCACCUCUGCCUUAACUCUUAAUCUCCAACCAAGUCGCCUUUCUUUGCACAUCUGUGUCGCACCGUUUCUUUUGCAUGCCCCCCCCCCCCCCCCCCCCCCCCCCACACAGACACACACACACACACACACACUCCAGAGCGAAUGUCCACGUGGUUCGGCUUGUUGUCUCACGGCCAUGUCAUUUCAACCCACACGAGGGCCAGAAUGUAUGCUGAAUGAAACGAACACUGACCAGAUGUAUGUGGUUGAUGCAUUUCAGUUCUUUAUCGGGCCAGACUAGUUCUGUUCUUUGUUUUUAUUUUUUCAUGGCUCUCCUUCUAGGUUUGGUUGAAUGUGAUAGUUAUGAGUUGUUCACCUUCAAUAUUACCUGAACGAGUUCAUGUUGGACGCCCUCUCCAGAGCAAGGGGGCAGACUUCCUUGUGGUCUCGAGCUUUGAGGAGGGUUGGGAUAAGGGAGACAAACUGAAAACUACGGGGUGAGUCUGCCUAAAAGGCCUUUUCAGCUUUUGGUCUCAUGACACAGUGAAAAUAUUUAGUGGCAGGUCACUGCAGGAGGUCCCUUCACUGACGCAACUCAUAACGAAACAAUUCUCCAUGGUGGAGUAUUACGUUUUCUCCAACUACCUGUUCUUUGCAUUGUAAAACAGCAUCAAUGUACCUGUUGUUGCCUCAGAAUAUUAGAUGUGUACCAUGCCUUUAUGAGCAUCUCUGUGCUUUGAACACGUGGCCAACGUUGCCUCUGCGCUGCCUUGCAUUUUGGGCGACUCAACCCCAUCCUGACUGACUGACGGACUGAGAUGUGACUGCUACUAUAGGCUUAUACAAUACUGUACAUAAGAGUUCACUCUGUGAGUGCACAUUUGAUAAAGUUUAUUUAUUUAUAUGUAAGCAUUUAAUAAUGAAUAGACAAUAUAUUUAAAACCUUGCAAGACUAGAAAUGCUGGGGAAAUGUGGCUCGAACCCACACAUACACACUAGUUUGCAAAGUCUUGCCUGUGCUCUUGUCAGGGAGGGAAUCUUUUAAAACACAAAAAAGGAUGAUUCUAUUGCUUUGGGACUUUUUUUGUAAAAACAAUAACCCAGACAUCCUUGCAUGACGACAGAAAAAGGGUUUCCAGGUUUGACUGCACUUGAGUUCACUUGGGUUUACAUUUGAAAUGUGCAUGUGUAUUUAUACACAAUCUUCAAUAAAGUUGUGUAAAGCUU